AUGGAAGAAGCUUUCAGGAGACUAAACGGCGUCGUUCAUGUGCCUGAAACUGACCCGCCGGACUCUGCCAUCACGGGAAUUCCGAAGAAGUUGGCCGUUUCAACCACAGCCUCCGCCGCUGCCUCGAAGACCACCGGUACUACUACAGCAGGAAUGGCAACAAACAAGAGGUCAAUCAAAGAGAAUGGUGGCUCCGGUGGGACUAUGAGGUACCGUGGAGUUCGCCGGAGGCCGUGGGGGCGUUACGCUGCUGAGAUACGAGACCCGCAGUCGAAGGAGAGGCGGUGGCUUGGCACUUUUGACACGGCGGAAGAGGCUGCCUGCGCUUAUGACUCCGCUGCUCGUGCUAUGCGUGGGAUCAAGGCUCGAACCAAUUUUGUUUACCCUGUGACCGACCAUCACUCCGUCAACAACGAUCAUCUUCUUCCUCCUCCGUUCAACUUCUCCAGGCAAUCACAGCCGCCUUCCGUCAGGGAUCUUAACGGCAAGCAUCGUCAUUGGCCAGGCUUUGCUAAACCCCAAGUGGGAGACUUCUCUGUGGAGUCCGGGCCACAAAGAAAUGCUUCUUUGAACAUGCUCUUACUACGUGACCUCUUGAACUCAUCUUCAAACCCGUCUUUCCAGCCGCCACCUCCUUCUCGGCUUAACCGAUUUCCAUUAAUCAAUGGAACAUCCUCCGCCGCUUCUUCAUUAUCUUCUUCUUUCCCGUUCCCCACGGUGCUGACCGGUGCAACUCCGUUGAAUUCACCGGCAAGCGACAACAUCACAGACUCUUUCAUUGGCUCCACUAUGACACUUCCUCGCAAGGAAAAGAGUUCGACUCACACCACAGUGGUGGACCCGCCACCGCCUGCUGCCAUGUCAAAUCCUCAAGCUGAUGACACGGAGUUCUUCAGACAGGAGUCCUCCGAUUCCGGUUUGCUGCAAGAGAUAAUUCAGGGUUUCUUUCCAAAGCCCAACCCAAAGACACCACCAGUUACUCAUCCUACUCAAGACCCCAUUGUUCAAACCCUGAGUGAGAUGAAUGAGAACAAGAAGAAGGAGCAUUCAAGCGUUUACAUAAAUCAACGCCAUGGAUUCCAUCCGCAGUUCCACAGCUUCAAUGGAAUCACGGGUCCUCAACUGGUACCGAACUGUACCGAGUUUCCACCAGUGAGUCAAACUCAGGACUGCACGUUGGAUGAUAUCUAUCAGUACCACUACCACCCCGAUUUCCUAGCAGCCAGGGUUCAAAACAGUUGA
Hibiscus syriacus is the source of this 1242-nucleotide messenger RNA. RefSeq names its product ethylene-responsive transcription factor ESR2-like. Gene Ontology annotation, molecular function: DNA binding; DNA-binding transcription factor activity. The record is from RefSeq and is a predicted model, not a curated record. NCBI's taxonomy places the organism in Eukaryota, Viridiplantae, Streptophyta, Magnoliopsida, Malvales, Malvaceae. Gene Ontology annotation, biological process: regulation of DNA-templated transcription. The transcript has a single exon. Bases 1 to 1242 code for a protein of 413 amino acids.